AUGACCUACAGCUGUUCUUACAGUGCGAUAGGGCGGACGGCCUCUCUCUCUUUGACCUCACCUCUGGCGCUUCCCCUGCCCCUGCUGCUGAUGCUGACGCCACUGUUCGCUCCCAGUGGGCCACGCGCGAUGCUGCUGCACGUCUUGCUGUGCGUCGCCACCUCCCUACCUCCGAACGUGCGCACUUUAGUCAGUACAAGAGUGCUCAGACCUUGUACGCCGCUGUAGUCGCGCGCUACUCCUCCCCUUCCACUGCUGCACUGAGCCGUCUCAUGCUGCCGUACCUCUUCCCUGACCUUGCUUCCUUUCCCACCGUUGCUGACCUCAUUACGCACCUCCGCACUAGUGACACUCGCUACCGCGCUGCACUUCCUGCUGACUUCUGCACCGCGAACCCCCCCCCCAUGUACAUCACUCUGUACUUCCUAGUCACUCGCCUCCCUGACUCCCUUCGAGUAGUCAGGGACCACUUUCUCUCAGUCUGGGUGUUCUCCCUCCCCCCUGCUGCCCUCUGUUGCCUCUGCUGCUUCGGCCGACCUCCUUGGUCUUGA
Closterium sp. Naga37s-1 is the source of this 551-nucleotide messenger RNA. Lineage: Eukaryota; Viridiplantae; Streptophyta; Zygnematophyceae; Desmidiales; Closteriaceae. The record is from the annotation of a GenBank genome assembly.